AUGCAGCUCAAAUCAUCAUCUUCUUCUUCAUCAUCAUCAUCCAUGAAACUCAAAACCCUAAUCCAAAACCUCCUCGCUCACCCUCUUUACCGUUUCUUAAGAGCUCUCUCAAGAGCCAAAUCAAUCUUCUUAGAGAUAGCUAAACAUAACAACAACAAGAAACGAAAACUCAUGAUGUUUUUUCCAACAAAAGCUUCAAAAACUCAACGCAAAAUCUUCUUCGGAUCUUUCAGGUUGCAUUACAACUGGUGUUCCUCUGAUGUCGUCCCUGUUCCUCAACCAUUCCAUUUCGACAUGAAUGGUCAAGAAGAUGAUGACUCUCAACUCUCUGGCUAUCUCGAGUGGCUCGAACACAAGAAAGUCGAUUCUGUGGAGGAGAUCAAAGAUGUUGCAGAUGAUUAUGAUGAGGAUAUUGAUCAUUUGGCGGAUAUGUUCAUCGCUAAUUGCCAUGAGAAGUUCUUGCUCGAGAAAGUCGAAUCUUACAGGAAAUUUCAAGAAAUGUUAGAAAGGGGUUUGUGA
Molecule: messenger RNA, 519 nt
Organism: Microthlaspi erraticum
Lineage: Eukaryota; Viridiplantae; Streptophyta; Magnoliopsida; Brassicales; Brassicaceae
Source: the annotation of a GenBank genome assembly